AUGAUUACAUCGGAAACUUUUCGUUUGGCUAAAUAUGAUCAAAAUGAAGCGACUAUUCCAUUGUACAAAUUAAUAUUUGAACUGAUUCAUUUUGAUUCAGAUUCAACUAAUCAAGAAAUCUUCAAAAAUAAAUUUUCUCAAAUGUCAAAAGAAAAAAUAGUUGAUAUAAUCAAACAUGAUCUAUAUAAACGUGGAUAUACAUAUGAACAUUUUUUAUCACUUGAUAACGAUAUGAAAAAAGGUAGUCGACAAUUACUUGUUUGUCUUGGUUGGCUUAUUUAUCAUAUUAAAUUUAUUGAAAAAUGUAUGAAAUUAUGUUUAAAAUCAAUUUUAAAUGAUAAACAAAAAGAUGAAAAUCAAAAUAUUAAAUAUAAUUUAAUAGAACAAAUAAAACAAACUUUAUCUAUUAAUUUAAAAUUACGUUCUCGUUUACAAACUAUUGAAAAAAUGACUUCACAAGAAAAUCAACAUAUGUCAUCAUUUGAAAAACAACUUUAUCAAUAUCCUCAUCUUAUAUCUCAAUAUUUAAUUGAACUUGAUAAAGAAAAUCAAAAAUUAAGUUUAUUUAUCUAUUGGAAUCAACAUGAAAAUAUCUUUUGGAAAUGGAUGGAAAGUGUACUUGAUCAACCAACAACAACAACAAUUGAAAAUAAUGAAUUAUUACAUGAUGUUAAUUGUCAACAUUUAGAAGCAGAAAAACAAAAAUUUAAUGCUGCUCUUGAUACACUUGAUAGUGCAUUGGUACAACUUGAACAAUUAUGGAUAUCAAAUGAUACUCAUCCAUCAAUCGAACGUGAUGUUUCAUCGAUAAUAACAUCGAUUGAUACUGAAAUAUCAUCGCUUUUUAAUCAAUUAUUAAAUAAUAAUUUAAUAUUAAAAACAAAAUCAUUUUCAGAAUAA
Messenger RNA from Rotaria sp. Silwood1, 900 nucleotides. NCBI's taxonomy places the organism in Eukaryota, Metazoa, Rotifera, Eurotatoria, Philodinida, Philodinidae. The record is from the annotation of a GenBank genome assembly.